AUGCCAGGACGCAUCAGUGUAUCUUUAUAUGAUGAAACAAAAGGCCAAAGGAACGUUGAUGACAAAUCAGAUAAUUAUCAGAUUCUUCGAUAUCCAUGCAGUAGCAGCACACAAGUAUGCACACCAUAUGUUGUUAGAUUGUCACGCGGAAUUUAUAAAAUUGAGCUUUUUGGUGCCUCAGGCGGCUACCCAAACAAUGAUCCCAAUCUUGCAGGUCGCGGUUCAUACACCAGCGGCCACUUAACUGUUUCCCAAGAAAUGACACUGUAUGUAUACCUUGGUCAACAAGGCAAAUUAAACGGUCCUCGCACAUUUAAUGGUGGUGGGCGAGGCUCUAUAAAAGCUGGAUCAAGCGGUGGCUCCUCUGACAUCCGAUUAGUUGCUGAUGAGUGGAAUAAUUUUGAAAGUCUAAAGAGCCGAAUAAUGGUGGCUGCUGGGGGUGUAGGGGGCCACAAACAUGUAGGGUAUAUCACCGGAACUCACGGUGGAAAUCUGACUGGAUUUGACGGAAUUCUAACAAUUGAUUCUGAAUGUUUUCCACUAGAACCUGCCGUAAAGGCAUUUGCCGCAACACAAGAGCAUGGCGGAAUAGGCGGGAGAAACAACGAAUAUUCAGCAGAUGAUGGAAAAUUCGGGAUCGGUAGCGAUCCCAUUCAAGUUGAUCUAAGUUAUACCUCUGGUGGAAACGGAAGCUAUUUUGGCGGUGCUGGAAGUGCCAAGGCUAAUUGUCAUGUUGGAGUAGGAUCUUCAGGAUCAUCGUUCAUAUCUGGACAUGAAGGAUGUAAUGCGAUUCUGAAUACAUCAACAUCGCAAAAUACCAUUCAUCUCUCAAAUCAAAGCAUCCAUUACUCAGGAAUUUUCUUCAGUUCCACAAUCAUUAAGAGCGGAUAUGAAUCAUAUCCAUCUCCAUCAUCUUCUGAUUAUUCUAUUCCCCGUGGCAAUAUCGGUGAUGGAUUUGCAGUAAUUUCAUUUCUCUCAUAUGACAUAUGCACAUGCAAAAUAAUUGCAUAUUCAUAUCAUAUUUUCCUUUUAUUUGAAAUAUUCAUAUCAUAA
Molecule: messenger RNA, 1053 nt
Organism: Trichomonas vaginalis G3
Lineage: Eukaryota; Parabasalia; Trichomonadida; Trichomonadidae
Product: glycine-rich protein family
Exons: 1
Coding region: 1-1053 (350 amino acids)
Source: RefSeq, a predicted model, not a curated record